UUGUUGAGGACGCUCGUUUUGUUUCCGUUCCGCGAUUAAACUUUUAAAACUCCUACUAAAAUUCCCAAAAGUACUCCACGAAAGUGAAAAUCCCCGAAUCAAGUGAAGAGAACUUUAGAACGAAUGGAUACCAAUCUAGGGCAUAAUAGGACUUUUGCCGAAAGAAGAAGGGCAUUAAUGAUGACUCCGGAAAGAUCGCUUCAAUUUAUUCAAUUAGUUAAAAACAGGGAAUGCCUGUGGAAAAGGACACAAAAUACAUAUAUUAACCGAUCCCACGUAGCGGAUGCGUGGAAGGAAGUGUCCAUGAAAAUGGGACUUCCCGUGGAAUUCCUUCAGCAGAAAUGGAAAUCGCUUAGCGGUUCCUUUCGGCAUGUUAGAGCUGUCCAUGACCGGAACAUGGCUGCAGCUUCCGAUCCCAGUACUGUACGGCCCCCAACCUGGUUUGCUUACGCACCGAUGCUGUUCCUUAACGAAAGCAACCGUAGCCAAAGGUUCCGACGCAGCAAGUCACUAACAGAAAAUAAACAGUCGUUUUGUCAGGUAAAAGCCGAAGCUAAUUCGACUGUCGAGGAACACGGUGAAAGCGAAGACGAACAGGAGGAGUCCGAAAUGCUUGCCGACGAAACUAAAUACUCGGAUGAGAUAGCAACAGCCAUUCCAAUCCCUGAAACGGAAGGGGCUGUGUUUGGGGCAUUAUUGGCUAGAAAAUUGGACAAUAUGUCGCCUAUUAGAAGAAAGCGAAUGAUACUUAAAUUCGAAAAAGAACUUCUGGCCGAGGAGGAAGCUCGAUUUGUGGAGAAAUAUGGGCCACUUUGAUAAAAAUGCCGUAGUAUUCCCAUCUCCAUGUUUUCUCUACUAUUUCUGUUCCUCUUCCUUAUCUUUGUACGAAUAGAUAUUAAUAUCCAAAUGUGUUGGAUAUCACUAAAAACAAGACUCUCUACGGAAAAACAAAUCGAUAUGCACGAGCUAUAAAUUCGUAUACCGUAUUCGUUUAAUUUGUGUAAAGGUCAAUGUAUGAUGUAUGCGUUAUUAUAAGAAAUCGGUAUGUUAAGAUAGUGUAGCUGACUGCAUUCCUUUCCGUUCGGCUAACUACGAAAUAUAAAAAUAUAUAGAACAGGAAAAAAAACGAAGAAAAAAGGAAUAGAAAGAAAUAAGGUA
This is a messenger RNA of Anopheles darlingi, 1158 nucleotides long. RefSeq lists its product as uncharacterized. Gene Ontology annotation, biological process: regulation of transcription by RNA polymerase II. NCBI's taxonomy places the organism in Eukaryota, Metazoa, Arthropoda, Insecta, Diptera, Culicidae. Gene Ontology annotation, cellular component: transcription regulator complex; nucleus. The transcript has 3 exons. The coding region runs from base 124 to 816 and encodes 230 amino acids. The record is from RefSeq and is a predicted model, not a curated record.